AGCCACGCCAAGGAGCCAGCGUGAGCCAGGCGGUGGCGGCGCCUCCCCAAACUUGUGAGGAAGGAAGGAGUAGCUUCUCUCCAAGAUGGCUGCGACCAUAGACAACAGCAAUGCCGUACAGGCGACAAAGAAAAAGCACCUCGGGAUCCCCGAAGCGAUAUUUGUGGAGGAUGUGGACUCGUUCAUGAAACAGCCGGGCAACGAGACGGCAGAUUCAGUCCUGAGGAAGCUGGACGAACAGUACCAGAAAUACAAAUACAUGGAGCUCAACUUGGCGCAGAAGAAACUUCGGUUGAAAAACCAAAUCCCUCAGAUCAAACAGACACUAGAAAUGCUACGACACAUGCAGAAGAAAAAGGACACCACAGAGCCCAUGCAGACGCACUUCCUGUUGGCCGACAACGUUUACUGCAAGGCCUCGGUGCCGCCCACCGACAAAGUCUGCCUAUGGCUAGGGGCGAACGUCAUGUUAGAGUACGACAUCGACGAGGCCCAGGCACUCCUAGAGAAGAACCUGUCGACGGCGUCUCGUAACCUAGAGUCACUCGAGGAGGAUCUGGACUUCCUGCGAGACCAGUUCACCACCACCGAAGUCAACAUGGCGCGGGUCUACAACUGGGACGUGAAGCGGAGGAGCAAAGACAACCUCCUCAAAUCAGCCGACAAGUCUUAAUACGGCCGGGACAGCAUCCACAGCCCCUCCUGCUAACCAGCUUCCCCUUAGUGAGAAAACAAACAAACCCAGAAACCAAACGAACCCCGUCCCUCCUGUCACGUACGCGUUCACCCCGGAGCUGUAAGACAGAAGAAAUGUUCGAAACGUCUCCACAACGGUCGAGGUGCGCUUGAUUUAACUCACGGAGAUGUUGAGUUUUUGGGCUGAAAGGCUCAGCGGCCGAGCAGGAGUGAAAUCAAGCGCACCUCCCGGUUUUGAGUUAUAUUUUUUGAUCAUGUCUUCUGUCCAGAUAUCAAGUCCAAUCUUCCACCACUACUGUUUUCUGUUGAUUUGUUACUUUUUAAAGUAUUUUUUCAAGUAAAAACUAACAAAAAACAAAGGCAACAAGGCAGUUUUUGUAUUCUUUUUAGUGAUUUAAGUAUAUUCAUAUUAUUUUUUUGGAAGUUUCUAUAGCAUUGUCUUUCUUCUUCUCAUCUUCUUCUCACCCGCUUACUGACCUGGGAGUUUUUUUUCUUUCUUCUGUUUCCUGACUUUCAUUUGGGACUGGUUGGUGAGGUUGAUUAUUGUUUGAACACGUCCAGUUUGCCGUUAACAUUCAGCAAGGAUCGGCCUCGUAGGAUGAGGAAGAUCUCAGGCGACGAGGCGUUACCAUGAACGGAUUUGUUUUUGCUUCAUCGGUUUUCACUUUUAGAAAACGUAAAAUCACAACGGCACAGGUCGUAGGAGUUCAGCAGGAUCUGUGUUUCUGUACUUCUGCUCCCAAUCUGCUCCUCUUCUUCCUCCUCCUCCUCCUCCGUCCUUUGACCCCCCCACUCUUAUCAUCUCCUCCCUCUUUAUUCCACUUCUCCUCCUCCCCCUCCUCCUCCUCCUCUUCUCUCGUUGGCUGCUGUUCUGUCUGUAUUUAUUUGUCUCUCACUGUACCCAUUAAACAAUGAAUGAAGUAAAAGAAGAAAAAAUGGGGAAAGAGAUGAGACUUUGAC
Myripristis murdjan (pinecone soldierfish) is the source of this 1656-nucleotide messenger RNA. It is a transcript of the gene vbp1, whose product is annotated as von Hippel-Lindau binding protein 1. Gene Ontology annotation, cellular component: prefoldin complex; cytoplasm. The transcript is spliced from 6 exons. Lineage: Eukaryota; Metazoa; Chordata; Actinopteri; Holocentriformes; Holocentridae. Gene Ontology annotation, molecular function: tubulin binding. Gene Ontology annotation, biological process: microtubule-based process; tubulin complex assembly; protein folding. Bases 86 to 673 code for a protein of 195 amino acids. The record is from RefSeq and is a predicted model, not a curated record.